CCUCUCAAUAAGCUGAUCACAGAAACCUCUCACAUUCUACAUUCUAAUAUGGACUCAAAAAAGAGUGAUGAGGUGGCAAUUAGUAGGGAUGCCAAGGCCAAUUAUGAUGCCAAAGGAAAGGCUGUCGAAGGUGCUCCUCCUCCACCUCCUCCGCCUGUUGUAGUUACCACAAAAGCUACCAAAAUCCGGAAUAUCAGAGGAAAGAAAGGUCUGGCAAUUAUAGACAUCGUGCUGAGGCUCGGCGCCGGUUCAGCUGCUCUUGCUGCUGCUUACAUUUCAGGGAAUACUGAACAGAUUCUUCCCUUCUUCACACAGUUCUUCCAGUUCCAUGCUCAGUACAAUGAUCUUCCAACUUUCACGUUUUUUGUGGCUGCAAAUGCAGUGGCUAGUGGAUACAUAGCCAUCUCCUUGCCCUUCUCGAUAGUCUGCAUCGUUCGACCUCAUGCAAUAGGGCCAAGGCUACUACUUGUUUUCCUUGACACAGUUAUGGUUGCUCUAGUUAUGUCUGCAGCUGGCGCUUCUUCAGCAAUUGUAUACUUGGCUCAUAAUGGGAACUUGAACUCCAACUGGCUUGCUAUUUGCAUGCAAUAUACUGACUUUUGCCAGGCGCUUACUGGGGCUCUUGUGGCUUCGUUUGUCGCUGCAGUCUUUUUCAUGUUGCUGGUGGUGAAUUCUACUUUUGCUCUAAAAAGAAAAUGAGAAACCACCUCCUUAUUGAAUAUCAUGCUUUAGUUAUCAUGGCCAUCACAAGCAUAUUUCAAGAGAAAGGAGAUGGAGAAGAAGAAGAAACCACAAUGGUUCUAGUUUCUGGUAUCUGUUGUGAAUUAGUAAAGUGAUGGAGUGGAGGAAUUGUGUUGUGCGGGUUUGAUUAAAUG
Messenger RNA from Prunus mume (Japanese apricot), 875 nucleotides. RefSeq names its product casparian strip membrane protein 2. NCBI's taxonomy places the organism in Eukaryota, Viridiplantae, Streptophyta, Magnoliopsida, Rosales, Rosaceae. The record is from RefSeq and is a predicted model, not a curated record.